This is a messenger RNA of Cydia fagiglandana, 1498 nucleotides long. RefSeq lists its product as uncharacterized. The record is from RefSeq and is a predicted model, not a curated record. Lineage: Eukaryota; Metazoa; Arthropoda; Insecta; Lepidoptera; Tortricidae. Gene Ontology annotation, biological process: SCF-dependent proteasomal ubiquitin-dependent protein catabolic process. Gene Ontology annotation, molecular function: protein binding. Gene Ontology annotation, cellular component: SCF ubiquitin ligase complex. The transcript is spliced from 8 exons. The coding region runs from base 104 to 1453 and encodes 449 amino acids.
CCUAAACAAUUUGAAUUGACUUGACCAAAACAUGCUUAUUUUUUGUUAAACUUGUUGAUGUUGAGUUAAAUCAAAGUAAAGUUAAGGUUUUAUAGUGACCAAAAUGUUAGAACCAGAAGUAAACAAUGAACGAACGGUACUGGAUUACCUGAACGAGGACUGCUGGCGGGCCGUGCUGCAGUACGUACCCGCGCAGGACCUCAUACGGACAGAGCGCGCCAGCCGCCGGUGGCAGGGUAUGGUGCUGACGUACUUGCAAGGAGUCCGAAUUACCAUUGAGAGAGAAGAAAUCCAACAAAACUACAGUACCUGUGGUUUAAAGCCAUCUAAAUAUAAGUCGUUUAUAAAUUGGACCAACAAACUGGGGGCAUCAGUUGUGUCCGCAUACUGCCACAAUUUGGAAAAUCUAGCAAUAAUCAAUGAAAACUGCCCCAACUUAGAAGCCCUUCAGUUAUCCCGUAUUGUAAUUGGGCCCGGACAACUGCUCCGACACAAUUUAAAUGACAACUUCACAUUCCUGCGCGGGGUUUCUUUCCAAGAGUGCUCUAUACAAGACAGCUAUGUAACCAAAUUCAUAGCUGAUAGAGCCUUAGAAAAACUAGAAAUCCGCAACUGCCCUUCUUUACAUGGUCUUUGUUUCGAUAGUUUGAACUUAUCAAACUUAAAAUCGCUCACCAUUGAAUGUAAUAGCGAGUCAUUUGAGGACGACAAAAUAAUUUCAAUCAUUGACCGAAGGAUAGACGGAGAAAUGCAGUCUGUGUUGAAUAAAAUGCCCAAAUUGGAAUGCCUAGAGCUGCACGGUGGGUAUGUGCAUGGGGAUGUGUCUGAGCACUUGAGUCGGCUGCCCCGGUUGAGGCACCUCAGUGUGACGUAUCAACUGGAGUAUCGGCAUGUGGACGUCAUUACGCGCUGUUGUCAGGAACUGCAGAGCUUGGAGCUGUUAGACUGUCAAUACCUGAUGGGCGUGGACGUGAUCUGGCGGCACGCGGGCGCGCGGCUCACGGCGCUGCGGCUCGACCAGUUCUACAUCGCGCGCGACGACGACGUCGUCGAGCUGGUGCGAGGCUGCCCCCAGCUCCAGUCGCUGACCAUCGGCGGCGCGGAGCGGCUGACGUGCGCGCUGCCGGCGCGCGCGGCGGCGGCGCGGCGCGCGGCCAGCCCGCGCCGGCCGCUGCGGCUCGACCUCAGCUACACCAACCUCUCCGACGAGUAUUAUCUCAGACUACAAGACCGAGGGCUUGAGCGCAACGGGCAAUACGAAGAAAUGAAAACAAACUAUGAAGACUUGAUAGUAGUCCUCGAGAAUACGAUGGACGAGUAUGACGACGAAGAGCAGUCCGACGAAGAAUUCCAGGACAAUGACUUCGAUUACUACGACUACUCGUACGAUGACUACGACGAGGUCGAGGAGGAGGAGAGUGAUCAGGAGGGGGGCGAUCAGGAGGAGGAAUAGGAUUGAUAAUAAAGACUGAUAAGUACUUAAUAAUGUUUUGUAAGU